AUGGCGAUCUCUCUCGCAGGCUUCCUCCUCCCGGUACUCCUACUCAUCUCAGCAGCUCGGACUGCUACCGUCAAAUACGACUUCGAUGUAGCAUGGACACACGCAAACCCAGACGGCCAGUACGACCGCCCAGUCAUUGGGAUUAAUGGACAGUGGCCGAUUCCUCCUAUCGUUGCAAACAAAGGCGACCAAGUCAUCGUCAACGUCAACAACUCUCUCGGCAAUGAGAGCACGAGUCUGCACUUCCACGGUCUGUACAUGAAUGGCUCAACGCACAUGGACGGCCCAGUUGACGUCAACCAAUGCGCUAUCCCUCCUGGCUCGUCCUUCACAUACAACUUCACAGUGGAUCAGCCUGGCACUUACUGGUAUCACAGUCACGUGCGCGGACAGUACCCGGAUGGACUUCGAGGACCACUCAUUGUUCACGAUCCAGAGAAUCCCUUCAAGGACCAGUAUGACGAGGAGGUUGUCCUCACCUUCUCUGACUGGUACCACGAGUCGAUGCCCAAGCUGAUGUCAGGGUUCAUCAGCAUCGCAAAUCCAUCUGGAGCGGAGCCUGUACCUCAGGCUGCACUCGUCAACGAAACGCAAAAUCUCACUGUUAAGAUCGAGCCUGGCAAGACUUAUAUGUUCCGCAUGAUAAACAUUGGUGCUUUUGCCGCGCAAUAUGUUUGGUUUGAGGACCACACUAUGCGCGUCAUAGAAGUCGACGGUAUCUACAUGGAGCCUACGGAUGCCGAGAUGCUCUACGUGGCCGCCGCUCAGAGGUACAGUGUUCUUGUCACUGCGAAAAACGAUACGAGUUCAAACUUUGCUUUUGUUGGCUCUAUGGAUGAGGAUCUUUUCGACGUGGUCCCUGACGGUUUGAACCCCAACGUUACAGGAUGGCUCGUGUAUGAUGACAGCAAGGCAAAACCUGAACCUAAGCUGAUCGACUCGUUCGACGCCCAAUUUGACGACUUUUCACUUGUUCCGUACGACAAGGAGGCUAUCUACUCCAAUGUCGACCAGUCGAUCACUCUGGAUAUGAAAAUGGGUAACCUCAACGAUGGAGCCAAUUACGCCUUCUUCAACGAUAUCACCUACGUAGCUCCAAAGGUUCCUACGUUAUACACGACACUCUCUACAGGUGCCAACGCAACAAACCCUCUCAUCUACGGAGACAACACAAACUCGUUCGUCCUUGCACAGAACCAGGUCGUGGAAAUCAUCCUCAACAACGAUGACCCCGGCAAGCACCCUUUCCAUCUCCACGGCCACGCGUUCCAACUCGUCGCGCGCUCCGAAGAAGAAGCCGGCGCUUUCGACGCAAACAACAGCACACACACAAACUUUGCACAGACACCGAUGCGAAGAGACACGGUACUUGUCAGGCCAAAUGGACACAUCGUCCUGCGUUUCCAGUCCAACAACCCGGGUAUCUGGCUCUUCCACUGUCAUCUCGAGUGGCACAUGGCUUCCGGACUCGCCAUCACGCUUGUCGAAGCGCCUCUCGCCAUCCAGUCUCAACUCUCCGGCAAGAUUCCGCAGGACCACUGGAACGCGUGCAAAGCAGGUAACGUGCCCACGGCUGGCAACGCAGCGGGAAACACGAUCGAUUUGCUAGACUUGACGGGCGAGACCAAGAGUCCUGGUGAGCUCCCAGCUGGGUUCACGGCAAGGGGCAUUGUGGCGCUAGUGUUCAGUUGUUUGAGUGCGUUCUUGGGAAUGGCGGUUAUUGGUUGGUAUGGACUGAAACCUGUUGGAGGGAAAGCAUAG
Ascochyta rabiei is the source of this 1761-nucleotide messenger RNA. RefSeq lists its product as uncharacterized. Bases 1 to 1761 code for a protein of 586 amino acids. Lineage: Eukaryota; Fungi; Ascomycota; Dothideomycetes; Pleosporales; Didymellaceae. Gene Ontology annotation, biological process: reductive iron assimilation; cellular response to iron ion starvation. Gene Ontology annotation, molecular function: copper ion binding; ferroxidase activity. The transcript is spliced from 3 exons. Gene Ontology annotation, cellular component: high-affinity iron permease complex. The record is from RefSeq and is a predicted model, not a curated record.